Molecule: messenger RNA, 2916 nt
Organism: Physella acuta
Lineage: Eukaryota; Metazoa; Mollusca; Gastropoda; Physidae
Source: RefSeq, a predicted model, not a curated record
UCUUUGGUAGCAGGAAGAGUUUGCGAACUUAAUACUUCUACUAGAUCUAGAGAUCUAGAUCUAGACUAGAUCAAGUUUUUGAUAGAUCUAGAAUCUAGAUUUGUUUAGAUCUAGACUAGAUCUAGAAUCUAGAUCUGUAGAAUUAGAUAUAGUCUUCUAGAAUUUUAGAUCUUGGUACUAGUAAAGUCUAGUAAUAGAUCUAGAUCUAAGUAUUUUCAAAUUAAACUUUUUGAAGUUCGAAGUAUAUUGACUGUUAAUAUCUCAAAAUGGAUGAAUACAAAUGCGGGAAAUGUUUCACCAUCUUCAGUAACAUUCAGCUGUUCUUAAGUCACAAAAUCAAAGAAUGUGACAGUUUGAUUGGAUGUCUACUAUGCUCAACAGAAAAACAGUUUCCAAGCAAAAACCAUUUAGUCCUUCACCUUCUUCAAGAACACACUGUACAUUUAGAAAUAGGUGACACGGAAACCAAACAAAUGACUAAUUUAGCAUCAGAGAAAUCCUCCCUGAAUGGAGACCCAGGAAAUGAAAUAUUUUUAACAUCACCCAAUGACAAUCCCUUGGUUGAAAAUGAUGGUUUGGCAAAACUUGAUGAAUCUUCUGCUAACCAACUUUGUCCUGAUGACUACAAGCCCAUGAUGGAUAAAGUAUUGGCCAUGCCAUACACUAUUAUCAGCAACCAGAAGGAAAAUGAUCCAAAAAGGGCAGAAAAUAUAGUUUUUUCCUCUUUUGGCAAUACAUGCACUUACACAACCGCCAGUGUGAUUAACCCCCGUACAGAUACUGUAUAUUCAGCUCUAAAUGGCAAACCUCUGCUGUCACCUCUCAGUAUUGGCGACAUGGCCCCAGGAUACAACACUGAACACUUGAAAUCAAUCCGGCCGAACCCUUUGUCUGGUGGCUCAGUCGGGCUAUUGCAGUCCGCUGGAUCAACCACCACCAUUUUGUUGCCUUUGCCACUUGACCUUAACGCCACACGAAGCUUUUGCGAGGCUCUGAACCUAAAUUUAGGGGUGACUCAGCCAAACCACUUCAGUCCUCAGCACAACUCGGCUGAUUUGACAAAGCAAGAAAUUCAUGCGCAGAAAGCAUUAGACAGCAGUGUGAUGUUGAAAAGAGAGGACAUUCACUCAGAGAGCCAGGAAGAUGCCACCAAGUUAUCGCCUAGUUUUAUUAUUGUAGGACCCAAACCAAACUCCGUUGUUCCAAUUUUAUCAAACACAAAAAUAUCCCCACACCCUAAACCCACUCACACACCUUUAAGUCCUUCAAUAACAGCAGAGGAAGAACUGGACAUUGGUGCAUUAGAUUUCUAUUUUCUUUUAGGGAAUAUCAGCAUUAAAGGAAAUUCCCUAACAUACGAGCGUACAGAAUUUAGAUGUUUGCACUGUAGUUUUUCAACUGCCUGGCACCCAUCUCUUGUGAAGCAUAUGAAAACCACUCAUAAAGAUAUUCUAGAAAUACAUGCCAUGCUAGAGAUUCGAAACAAAGAUUCCUUUAGCGGUAUCAGACAGGACAAUGGGGAUUGUAAGUGGAAAGAUUUCCAAGUGAUUAAAAUGUCUCAGUAUGUUGUUGGCAAUCAGAAGUUGAAACUACCUCGGAAGAGGAUUAGAAAACCUGAGCGCCAAGACGCCCCAGGAAAAUACCAUUGCCCCACAUGCCACAAAGUAUUCAGUAGACUCCGGUACAUGCGCCGGCACCUGGCAACGCACAGAACAGAGCGGACCCACCUCUGCGACAACUGUGGCAAAUCCUUCAAGACCAAGGCCAUCCUUGUCUCUCACCGCCGCAGUCACAAGUCUAAAAACUACCACUGCCCACAGUGCAGUUUUGUCUCUAAUAGUAGUGCCGCCAUACACCUCCACCGCCAGCUCCAUCCUAACGGCUCAGUCAUCUGUGAAAUCUGUGGCAAUGCGUACAUCGACAGAUCCACAUUGAACAAGCAUAUGAAAGUCCAUGACUACAACCGCCCCUUCCCGUGUACACACCCUGGCUGUACAUGGAGAUUUAAAACAGACGUCAUGAGGAAAGCGCACGUCCGCAGCCACACCACAGUUGGCAAAUUCUCCUGCCCACAGUGUGGGUACAACUUUCGCCAGAAGCAUCACUUGCAGCGACACGUUGCAAGAAUUCACAACGGUCAGCCAGUCAAACAGACCCUCCCACUUUUAUCGCCCGCACUCAACCUCAAUUUACCCUCGACUCAGACAGCAUCAGCCUUUACCUCGCAAGCAAUAACCAUCGGUCAUGAGAUACUAUUGACUUCAACCACCGAUCACGAUUUGUUAAAAUCAACUCCCAACACACAAGACCUCCUGUCUCCUACCAGCGGGGUUCACCCUGACAUUUACUCGGCAUCCACCAGCCAACUCCUCUGCGCCAUUUCAGAGACCCCAUUCAGUUCAAACUUGGGUGACCAGGACCACUCCAUGAUAGAGGUUCUGGUUGCUAACAAACAUGACGACCUGAGUCUGGAGUCUGAUAAACCUGCAAGCCUGGAGCUACCCUCAGGUAACCUUAGCAACCUGGAAUACAUCACAGACACAGGUGAAGUGGUUCAACUGGUCAGGCCUGGUCAGACUUACAUGGGCAGAGACCAGCAUGGGAACCUGGUCCAGUAUAAAAUAGCGGAUAUUCAAGAUCAAGACGAGGCCUCACAUCCUAUUUACUUCAUUGGUGUGGAUGGGACAGUAGUUGGUUCAACCACUGGCCAAGAGCAAGCCUUAAUGGUCAAUACCAAUGGCUGACAAGAAGAGAAGUCAUUGCUGUUUGAUUUCAUGUCUUGUUGGUGAUAACAUGUGUAAACAUUGUUAAUUAAAUACUGGAUUUUUGUUGGUGCAUUUUGUUAAAAAUGUUUAUUAUAUAUUUUAAAUGAAAAGUAAACAUUCAUCAGCUUUUAAAGAUUUUUGUUUUCAUUUG